AUGGCCGACUUCCCCACCGGUGGGCGCCAUGUACUCCCUCCGGAAUCUUCCCCUGCUCCGGCUGACUGUCCGGGUCCCCUCUCCUGCCCAGGCUGGUUCUUCAUCAAGUCCGUCCACUCCAACAAGGUCCUCCAGCCACUCGCAGCCAGCUUCGAGCCAACCAGGCUCGUCGUCGUCGACCAGAAGCUCGGGCCCGAGGCCGCCGCCCAGCUCUGGAAACACGAGAACGGAUACCUGCUCAACAAGCUCACCGCCCUCUGCCUCGACUACGAGCACGGCAACUUCAAGCGCUUCGGCGAUAUCCAUGUCUGCCAAUGGCACCAGAAGGUCGGCAAGGAUGCCCACAACCAAAAGUGGCUGUACAGAACGAGCAACCUCAUCGCAUCCAACGACGACAUCAACCGGGUCCUCGACAUCAAGGGCGCAUCGAGCCAUCCCGGCGCAGAAGUCCUCCUCAAGAAGCUCGAGACCGUCAAGGGCGCCCACCCGGCCCACCAGCGAUGGCUGCUCGAAGUCAUCGACCAGGACGGCCUGCCCGACUCGCUGUCCACCUACCAGGGCGACCAGAUCCCAGGCGGCUAUGCUGCACCCGUCGAACAUGUCAAUCCAUGGGCGACUCUCGAGCCCUCGACGGAUGACGAACCAGGCGAGGCCCAAACUAGCUACUACUAA
Messenger RNA from Puccinia triticina, 672 nucleotides. RefSeq lists its product as uncharacterized. The record is from RefSeq and is a predicted model, not a curated record. The transcript is spliced from 8 exons. Bases 1 to 672 code for a protein of 223 amino acids. NCBI's taxonomy places the organism in Eukaryota, Fungi, Basidiomycota, Pucciniomycetes, Pucciniales, Pucciniaceae.